Messenger RNA from Lymnaea stagnalis (great pond snail), 3536 nucleotides. The record is from the annotation of a GenBank genome assembly. NCBI's taxonomy places the organism in Eukaryota, Metazoa, Mollusca, Gastropoda, Lymnaeidae.
CACCUUUCCGUGUGACCAUUAUAUUUUCCCGAGAAAAUACAGACGUGGCAAGAGUCCCGGAAGGUAAAUGAAGACAUCCUGCUGCUCUUCCUAUAAAACGGCGAUGCUCUCUGACGUGGAUCAUUUCUCGACGUGUCUCUCAACUCUCAGUGAACAUCCCAUUCCUGAUUUCGGACAUCCGACCAUGAGUCCAGUACUGAAGCUCUCUGUCGUCUGCCUGGUCCUUGCAGUGUCGGCACUGAUGCCGCAGACCUCACAAGCCAACCCCAUAGGCGUCUGUUGGGACACGUGGAGCCGCUGCUCUGAGUAAGUCAAAUAAAUUAUUUAAGCUUUAUUUCGUUGAACUAUUGUUUCGGGCACCAGCGCAUUGUAUGAAGACGGGGCGGAGGUCGCCUUCCGUUUCGAGGGGGGUGGGAAGGGGUGGUAAGGGGUCACUCUUGUAAUAUUGAAUGACUGCAUUUUCGGCCAACUGCAGAGUUUUUUUUUUUUCGUUGAAUCAGGCGGCAAAAAGACAGUGGCCGCCUCGAGGCAGCACUAACCCCAGCUACGCCUCUGCAUCUCUCUCUCUCAUUUAUCUGAAUAUUUUCUCUGCUCCUCAAAGACCAGGCGUUCCAUGUUUCUGUGUUACUGUAUCACUAUGUAAACUUUGCGUAAAUUUGUAUAGGAUUUUCCCUACAUCUUUAUCAACAAUUACAUUUUCUCUGCUCCCAUUAUAUCAGUUUUUAAGAUAUUUAUAAUGCAAAUAUUUGUAACCAAAAUAAUUAAGUCUUUUGGGAAAUGUGGAGGUGGCGGUUGCGUGUAUGUUAAGCGAACCCUGUUCUAUUUAGGCCAUCGGACAUUUUUUUGACCCCAUUUUUUUUAGUAGGGGUUUGUUACUUACGUCAUACUGGAUUAGUGGGGAUUGACUUAGCCGGGAUUAGGGCUAGAAUUGGAAAGGCUGGGUGACCUUUUUUGUGCUAUUAAAGGAAAUAUGGAAGCCGAAGGAGGUUAAGCUGCAAAUUAAAGUCAGAAUCUUUAACACAAAACGUCUAAACAAUCUUACUGCAUGGAGCAGAAACUUGGAAAACAACAGCGAGCAUUACGCAGAAAGUACAAACCUUCAUAAACACAUGACGUAUAAAGAUCCUGAACAUCAAAUGCCCAAUUACCAUCACCAAUAAAUAUCUACUAGAAGAGACAUACCAUUUGCCCAUUAAUUAAGAAAAGAUGGAGGUGAAUAGGGCAUGUACUCCGGGGAAAAACAUAUAGCAUCCCUAAAAUGGAAUCCACAUGGAAAAAGAAAGAGAGGAAGGCCAACGAAUACAUGGAGACGCGAGCUAGAGGCAGAAACGCAAUGUAUGGGAUAAACCUGGAAACUACUGGAAAGGAAAGCACAGGACCGUGAUGAACGGAAAAUUCUUAUGGACGGCCUAUGCCCCACACAGGGUAAAAAGGCAUAAGAGGAAGAAGAAGAAAGAGUGAGAUGUAAGACAGACGGGAGAUGGAGGUUGCGGUUUUGCGGAGGAGUUGGGGUUUUGAUGCAUACAGAAGAUGGAGUAGAGAAGGUUUGUGAUAGUUAUAGCCUGUGUGUUCACUUAGUUUUUUCACCUCUAGCCGUGGCAUCCAACAUUAACUCUCACUUUGCUUUGUUACUGACGUCACCAAUUGACACGGCACACUUAUUUUCCCCGCCAACCUUUGAUUGGGAAAGUUUGUUUACAUUUCCAGAAGUGUAUAAAUUAUACUUCAUAGAUGAAUAAAUACUUAAGAUGUCUCGUGUUUCAAUUUUUAUAACUGUAAAAUAGUGUCUUCCUAUAAAUAUGUAUUUAUUUAUAUGCUGAAAAUUAACAUUUAAAAUGUAAUCCAAACUGUUUCCAUUUAUUUUGAUCAAUAAAUAAACGUAGCUUUACUUAUAUUAAAUAAUAUAUUGCGAUUGAAUUUCUAGACUGUCUGUUUUUGAGAAUUCUGACGCCCUCACUAUAAAUUUGACGGUCGACUGUGACCGGAAGGCUCAACAGACUUAUAAGACUAAUAGGAGCCUUACAAGUCUUAGUAGAUUUUUCGCUGUUUGUGUUUGUUAAAAUAUGUACCUUUAUAGUUUGUAGUUUUUCCCUGUUUGGGCUGUAGGUUUAUGUAGUCUUGUAUAUAUGUAUAUAUGAUUUUGUAUUUGUAUACAUACUUACUAACUUACUAGUAUAAUUAAAUUGAAUAUUGUUAAUCUUCUCCUUCUUCUAUAUUUUGAGGGCCGACGAUCAAUGAAUUGAUCACUCUGGCUCCUAUGUUUCAGGGGGUUCGCGAUGUUACUGUGCAUGGUUUAGAAGGGGAUACUUCAGUGGUUGCAAGGGUGACCCAGCAAUGUAUAUAUGAUUUUGUAUUUGUAUACAUACUUACUAACUUACUAUUAUAAUUAAAUUGAAUAUUGUUAAUCUUCUCCUUCUUCUAUAUUUUGAGGGCCGACGAUCAAUGAAUUGAUCACUCUGGCUCCUAUGUUUCAGGGGUGUUCGCGAUGUUACUGUGCAUGGUUUAGAAGGGGAUACUUCAGUGGUUGCAAGGGUUACCCAGCAAUGGUAUUAUGAGAUGGGGGUUGGAAGACAGGAGGCAAUACUCGCAAAUUUGUCAAGUGUAGUCGCCUCAACUGUCACUAGCUUUGACAUCUUAUUUUCUUUAUAUACGGGUUUUCAGUCCUUUGUUAUGUAUGGUUCAUCAAACGCAGUGGUUCUCAACCUUCCUAAAGCCGCACCACUUUAAUACAGUUCCUCGCGUUGUGGUGGCCCUAAACCAUAAAACUGUUUUCGUUACUACUUCAUAAAUAUGUGUUUUCCUAUAGUCUUAGACGACCCGUAUGUAAAUGUGUGAAAUCUUAUAAUGCAACUUAACUGUGAUACAUUCGGUGUCAGUUGAUUGUGAUAAAUAUGGGAUCAAUGGGUUAUGAUACAUAUGGGAUCAGGAGUUUGUGAUACAUAUGGAAUCAGUGGGUUGUGAUACAUAUGGGAUCAGUGGGUUGUGAUACAUAUGGGAUCAGUGAGUUGUGAUACAUAUGGGAUCAGGAGGUUGUGAUACAUAUGGGAUCAGUAGGUUGUGAUACAUAUGGGAUCAGUGAGUUGUGAUACAUAUGGGAUCAGUGGGUUGUGAUACAUAUGGGAUCAGUAGGAUGGUGUGUACACAUUAUCGAAUGACGAAAAAUACAACGCAUGAACUUUAACCUCACUUAUCUAUAGUUAACAUUUCUUCUUACAUAACUUGACCUCUUUGCUUCACCAAAUGCUUAAUCAGAACGAUAUGUUAUUUAUUCCACAGAUGGAGCAAGUUUCUGUCUGGCACAGUUUGGUUAACUUGUCCUCAAAAGUGUCAAGAAUUGGGACAUAGAACAGGGGAUUGUGUCUUGGUCCCCUCUAAAUGCCCCAUUGCCAGUGAAGCAUAUCAGUGCCAAUGCAGUGACUAAGAGACGUAAUAACUAGGAUCUGACUGAAUCUAUCUUGGCAUUGUCUAUAAAAUUUUCACUUGUCAAACCUUCUUUUUUUCAAAUUAAAGGAAUAAAGACAAUGUAUUUGGCUUUA